Magallana angulata is the source of this 8116-nucleotide messenger RNA. RefSeq names its product growth hormone-regulated TBC protein 1-A-like. The record is from RefSeq and is a predicted model, not a curated record. Lineage: Eukaryota; Metazoa; Mollusca; Bivalvia; Ostreida; Ostreidae. Bases 1152 to 1970 code for a protein of 272 amino acids. The transcript has 8 exons.
UUUGUUUUCUUUAUUUACCAUCCCUGCGCUUUCAUCCCUAUACAAUGUAAUUAAUUGAGUUUCCAAAUCUUUUCCUGUUUUCACUUUCUCUUUUCUGAUAGGAUGCAUACGAUAUAUAAGGUAUCACACCGGUAAUUGUUUUCACUAUAUAGCACUAUAGAGGGGAAAAAAUUCUAAAAAAUCAGUUUGUAUUCCUCAUGACAAAAUAUUCGAAGGAAAUGUUAUUUGUUACCUAUCUCAUCAGCUAACACCAUAAAAAGGGCAAGCGAUACUGCAUUUUCUCAAAAUAUCUAGCACCAAACAGGUCUACCCUCAAAACCAUGUGUUUUCCAUUUGUAUGUAAACAGACUGCACACUCCCCAGGAAACUGCUGCAUGUGCCUUGAAAGAAGUAGUCCCUGUGAAAAAAGAUCAUCACCUAACAAAAUACAUGAAAUAUCCUACUCAGUGGUACAAAAAGUUUUAAAACUGAGUAAAGGAAAAUGUAAAAAUGCAGUCAAGGAAAAAAAUAAUUUUGAAGUAAAUAUGGAACUACAAUUGACUAAGUUCCAUUUUGAUUGGCCAAUUACAGGUGUGAUACCUAUAGUUUGAACCCUUAUAGCCAGUUUUAAUGUUUCCCAGAGUAGUUGGUCGUUAACAGAGUAUUGUAUCGUUUCACUGUCUGAGAAAGUUUCAUAGAUAGAGUGUCAUUAAUACAUUGCUUUAUAAGUUGCACAUACUCUUUAUCAUACUAUAAACUGCUGUUAAAUUUCCAACUACCUUUUCCGUGUGGUUCAUUUACAUAUUUAAAAGAAAACUUCUACCGGGCAGUGAUCAGAUCGGUAUGCAUACCCAAUAUAUGUAUCAGCAUUAACUGUACAGUAAUAAGCUGAAGGGAAGAGGAGACAAGAAAGUAAUCAAGUCGGGCCUGUUUACUCUGAGACCCAUGCCAGGGGAAGCAUGAAAUGGAAGGAUUACACUCUCUGCACAUAUCUACAAGGUUGUGCUCAGAAAUCAUCUGUAGAAUCAUCUCUCUUGCAUUUUGAUUGUUCUUUCUCCUAUAUAGUUUUGUAUCAUGGGAGUAGUCAAGCGGAACAUUGAAAUCUCCCCCAACAACAGCAGAUUCAUUCCCGAGCGUUUCAAUGUGUUUGGAGAUAAUCUCAAAAAAUUCAGAUGUGGAUGCUGUUAAGCGGUGCCGAGGAAAAGAGGAAAGCAAACCCCAGAACAUACAGGUUACUCCUUGAUAGCCAAAAAGAUGAGAGAGUAGUAGAGACAAUAGCAUUAGACCUGCACAGGACAUUCCCAGAGAACAUUUUCUUCUCUUCAGAGGAUGGUUUACAGAGGCCAUUGAGAAAUGUACUGGUUGCUGCAUCCCUUUACAAUCCUGACAAAGGUUAUAGUCAGGGACUUAACUUCAUCGCUGGGUUGCUUCUGUUAAUUGUUAAGGAUGAAGAGAAUGUGUUUUGGUUGAUGGACAGCUUGAUGAACAAUAUAUUACCAGAUUUUUAUUCUCCUGGAAUGGAGGCAGUCAGAGCAGAACAAGAGCUGUUGGGUGAAAUUAUUAGGUCAGUCAGCUCGCUAUUCAAGAUUGAAUCAACCAUGUUACUAAUAUGGAAGGACCGGGAGUUGCAUGACCACAUACAGGAGGUGGGGGUUCAGUGGUGCUUGGUGGGAACAAAGUGGUUCAUGUGCUUAUUUGCUGAUGUGCUGCCAACAGAGACUGUUCUGAGAAUUUGGGACUGUCUGUUUUUUGAAGGUAACAAGGUCCUGUUACGAGUGUCUACCUUAUUAAUUCUUCAGAACAAAGAGAGGUUGAUGGCAUGCAACAAUUUUCAAGAAAUGGUAGCUGAAAUACAGGAAGUCAUCAAAAAUCCAAAAAGUCUCAACUGUCACAAGUUAAUGAAGCACUGUUUCAAGAAGUUGGGAUCCUUUCCUACCACCCGCAUUGAAAAAAUGAGACAGGAGUGCUUAAUGCGGGUUGGAGAGCAGUAGAAUUAUAUCAAUUCUCUGAACUUCUAUUGCAUGUAAACUUCAAGGCUGGCACUUUAUCAAUAGAUUUUUACAAUUAAGACACAAAAACCUUACUUAUUGUACAAAAAAUUCCCCAUAGAAACUGAACAUAUUUUUCUAAUGUAUAUAUGUGUAAUGUCUAGCUCAAGGUGAAACAUUCGGUUCAGGAUAUAAGGUAUUAUUGUUAAUGCAGACCUGUUGGUUCCCAGUUUUAGUCAGAUUUUGUUAAUGAAACGCUUUGAAUUUGUGUGUUAGAGUUUUGCAUUAUUGCCAGGUAUUUUUUAUUCCUUCUAAUUUAGUUUACAUUGAGUAUUCUGGCAGUCUUAGACUUUUUUAGUUUGUCUUAUUUGAUUAGAAAUCCUGCAAUACAUUGAUCUCAUAUUUCUUUGGUCAAAUAUCAAGAGGGACCAUUUCCUUUUUUACGAAUGAUAUUAAGCAGAUUUUUAUUUACUUUGGAAUCAUGUUUUACAGCAUUUUAUAGAUUUACAAGAUAUUUUGGACGACAGUAAAACUCAUUUAGUACGAACAUGGUUAUAGCGAAUUCUCGGAUAUAGUGAAGUUUUUUUGAGUUCCCGGUAAAAUUCUUAACAAAACUUUGCAAAAUUUUACGGUUGUAACGAAUUCGGAUAUAAUGAAUUUACGGAUAUAGCAAACUGAUUUUGAGUCCCGUGGAGGUGAAUAAUAACGCAAUUAAAAACCUUUAUAGCGAAUUUCUUUACAGUUUAAAAAGUUUGCACUGCCAUUUAACAAAUUAGUUGGAAUAAAUUUAUUUUCAUACACUUUUUUUAUUUCACAGCCUGAUUUUAAAAGGUAUCAAAGUACUGUAUUUUUAUUUUAAGCCUCAAUAAGCAAAAUUAUAGUCUUGUGAAAGAAAACUUGUAUAUAGUGAAUUCGCUAUAGAUAUUAUUACGAAUUCGUUAUACGGAUAUAACGAAUUACGGAUAUAACGAAGUAAUUCCAUCGGUCUUUUGGACUUUGCUAUGACCGAGUUUUACUGUAUGUGGUUAAAUAGGAGCCAGAACAUUUACAUAUCAAUUAAUUUUUACACAAUUUUACAUUCUAUUAUUGGAAAAAUCUUAUUAUUUUAAUGUAACAAAGAAAAUUUAGAUUUCCAGAUGUAGCCAAAACUGCAAAAAUCAGUACAAACACUGUUAUAUGUUCAGGUAUUAGAUACAUGUACCUAGAGGGCUGCAUUGAUUAUAUCAUGAAAACUGAAGUCAUGCUCUCUUAAAAGAGGGCUUUGCUAGUCUGGUAUGGUUCUUUUUCUGAGUGGGCGCAGAGCAGCAGAACUACAGGAAGAGAAUAUGAGGUGUUGGUGUUGAAGGACUACACAGAAAUUAAAGUACAUGGACAAGGUUCCACUAAUAAUUGCCAUUACAAUGGCAGCACCAGUCAUACAUGUGCAAUAUUCUUGAUAAAAAGGCACAUCACAAGUAGCGUUCAUUUCAGGAUGAUGUAAGCCGCAUUCUCAAGGAACCAUACUCUUUUCAUUUAAAGAUUUGGGAGAGAACAAAGGAAUGAUAUCUUUCAGAAAAUGAAAGUUUCUUCUUUUAUUAUGGACAUACCAGUACAUUGUAAUUUAUUUUUAAGGAUGUGGUAAUGAAAAAAAGUGGAAAGAGGAAUAGUUAUCUAUUCAUCUGCCAGUAACGAUGAAUCUACCUCAAAAUUAUUAUUUAAUUUAUAACUUAACUAUAGUAAUUGCUGGAUUUUCUUCUCUCGUUUCAAAAAUAUUGUAAUAUACCAGCUAGAAAAAACUGGCCAAUGUCAAAUGUAAACAUUAAACAAGUUUGAUGUAUCUGGUCAAUGAUUUUUAAGGGUUUUUUUUCUUCUAACUUGUGUUUAAGUAUUCCUAUUUUUAAAGCAAAAAAAGGAUAUUUGUCUCUUAAUCUGAAGCAAGUGAUGAUGAAUCCCACUUUGUAUGAUUUAUGUUUUUUUCAUUAUUUGGGUAAUUGUGCUUUUUCUCAUUUCAUCAAUAUUGAAGCAUAACAUUUGUUGAAAAAUCCAUGCAUCAACUUUACAUAUUUGCUAUACAUAAAUAUUACCAUUAUUCAUGCCAUGUGAAUUAUUUUUACCACUUUUGUUUUACAAAUGAUUUAUACAGCAUUAUUGAAGGAAGUUUUCGAUGGACAGCAGAAAACCAACAGCUGUAGGCCAAUGUUUGAUUAUUUAUAUUUAUCAUGCAUCACUUUGUUUUGCAAAUUAUCUGAAAUAAUUAUACCCCCGCUCCGAAGGAGAGGGGGUAUACUGUUUUACCCUUGUGUGUCUGUCUGUCUGUCCGUCCGUCUGUCUGUCUGUCUGUCUGUCCGUCCGUAACAAAAAUUUCUGUCGCAUUUAUCUCAGCAACUAUUUAUCGCAGAUGCUUGAAAUUUUUACACAGUGUUUGUUAAGGCAUGCCAUAUCGCGGGAUAUAUUUUUUUACCAAUCGGACGUCAACUUCCUGUUAAAUGACGACUUUGCUUAUUUUUUAACUAAAAUUUUCAAACAAAUUUUCGUCAAAGAUUUCUCAGCAACUAUCUAUCGCAGAUGCUUGAAAUUUUUACACAAUAUUUGUAUAGGCAUGCCAUAUCGUGGGAUAUAUUUUUGUACCAAUCAGACGUCAACUUCCUGUUAAAUGACGACUUUGUUUAUUUUUAGCAAAAAUUUUCAAACAAAUUUUUGUCAAAGAAUUCUCAGCAACUGUUUAUCGCUGAUGCUUGAAAUUUUUACACAGUAUUUGUAUAAGCAUGCUAUAUCGUGGGAUAUAUUUUUGUACCAAUCGGACGUCAACUUCCUGUUAAAUGACGACUUUGCUUAUUUUUUAGCCAAAAUUUUCAAACAAAUUUCCGUCAAAGAUUUCUCAGCAGCUAUUUAUUGCAGAUGCUUGAAAUUUUAACACUAAAUUUGUUUUGGCAUGCCAUAUUGUGGGAUAUAUUUUUGUACCAAUCAGAUGUCAACUUCCUGUUAAAUAACGACUUUGUUUAUUUUUAGCAAAAAUUUUCAAACAAAUUUUUGUCAAAGAAUUCUCAGCAACUGUUUAUCGCAGAUGCUUGAAAUUUUUACACAGUAUUUGUAUAAGCAUGCUAUAUCGUGGGAUAUAUUUUUGUACCAAUUGGACGUCAACUUCCUGUGUAAUGAGUACUUUGUUUAUUUUUAGCCAAAAUUUUCAAACAAAUUUCCGUCAAAGAUUUCUCAGCAACUAUUUAUCGCAGAUGCUUGAAAUUUUAACACACUAUUUGAUUUGGCAUGCCAUAUUGUGGGAUAUAUUUUUGUAUCAAUCGGACGUCAACUUCCUGUUUAAUGAGUACUUUGUUUAUUUUAGCCAAAAUUUUCAAACCAAUUUUCCUCAAAGAUUUCUCAGCAGCUAUGUAUCGCAGAUGCUUGAAAUUUUAACACACUAUUUGUUUAGGCAUGCCAUAUUGUGGGAUAUAUUUCUGUACCAAUCGGAUGCCAGCUUUCUGUUAAAUGUCGACUUUGCUUAUUUUGCAUAUUCACAUCAGAGCGGGGGUAUCACUAGUGAGCAUUGGCUCACAGAUAUCUUGUUUUUGAUGAAUAGAAGGAAAAACUCAAUAAAUAUGAAAUUUGUCAAUAAAAUUUUUUAUUAUGCCAGUAUGAAGUUUUCAAAUCUAUUCAGGAAAAGUAUUACAAUUUGAAUAUUGUUUACAGGGUUAUUUCGCCUGCAAACGGUUUCGCCCCAUGUUGAAUUUGCCCAGACACACUUGUUUACUUAAGAGAGAACUGAAAACAUUUGAAUUCGCCCAGUCUUAAAUUCGCCCGCUAACAACGAGGGCAAAAGGGGCGAAAAUAAAACGGGGCAAAUAUUUCUCUGUAUACAAAAGUGACUUAUUUUCUCUCCUGGAUGUACAGGACUUUAAAAACCCAAAGUGAUUUGCAAGCAGAAGUCUUAAACAGCCUUGAUGUGUGCAGUAAUCUCUUAUUUCAUCAGUAAUACCUUUCCUGGUUUUUUUUUUUGCAAUGUCACUUUGAUUGAAAUACAUAACAGCUGAAGCUAUUGUCCAAGUCGCCCAACCCGUCCGAUUUAUUGGAGGUACUUUUCCAUUGAUAAGAGUCUGCUGUAAAUAAUGGUGAAUUUACACCCAUUUCUAGAGCAACUGUUGCAAACACUACGAAGUUUAGGGUUAAGACUAGUAUUAAAGCUCUUGAAAAAUAAGUUUUGACAUAGACUCUGGAUAGUCCUUGUGAAACUGUGCAAAGAGUCUAUUUUGAGGAUUUUUUUCUCCAUCGUCCUAAAGACGGUGUUCAGCAUAUUUGAAAAAAUACCCCAGCCCCUAAUUAGGGCCCCGCAAGGAUUUGCGGGUGCCCUAUAGUAAUCACUCUGUCCGUCCGUCUGUCACUCUUCCGUCCACAAAUUUUCUGUUUUUUUCUAAUAAUUUUUUUAUGGUUCCCCAAUCAAGUUCAAAUUUGGUAUGGUAGUUCAGUAGGCAGCAAUACAUAUUUUGAUGCUAAGUUUGGUUCUCUAUGUCUUCUGGUUUGGAGCUGGGGUGGUGGGGUAGAUUUCUUAACUAUGCAUAAGAAUGAAUGGGCAAAGAGAUAUAACUGCUGAGAAUGUUACCAUUGUAUACUUGGAAGGCUGUGCAAUAUUUGUCCUUUGGGAUUAAUUAACCUUCCACAGGAAGAAAAUCCUCAUCUUUAUCUGUCACAUUGAGAUUAAUUACUGCACUGCCUGUGUCUGCAAAUGAACUUUGUUUUGAAGUUAAGGUCAAUUUUGAAUGAUGUGUAGUAUUGUGUACAUUCUUUGAAAUAUGGAUUUAAAAUAUAAUAUUCAUACUUUAUUUUGCUUAAAUUACCGUACACAAUGAUUUAUGAUAAUUUUAUUGGAUUCUAAAAUCAAGAUAUAUAUUAAGAUAUCCUUUUUCACUAUUUUAUUUUUUAAUUAUUUAUUUUUUUUUUCUGCCUUAUUGCUGUUAAUUUUAACAGGUAAUCAGAUAAUAACCCAAUUCUGUCAUUUCUGAAAAAAAAAAUCUUAUUGUAAAUUUAGAAGAAAAGGAUGAGAGAGCAGAACAAUUCAUCCCCUGGGAUUAAUUAUCUUGCCUGCUGCAGAAAAUUUAGAGGCUUAUCUCUAUCUGUCAUAUGAAGAUUAAUGAAUACCUUUGUCUGCAACUGAUGUUUGUUUUGAAGUUGAGGUCAACCCUGGGUGAUACAAUGUAUUUGCAUUCACUGAAGGCUUGCAUUUUAUAAAACACCUGUUUAAAUCUUUUUUAAAUACACAUCUAAUUUAGUUUUUAAUUUAGUUUUUUUUAUAAGACAUGAGGUUAUCCCUGUUACUAUUUAGAGUUUUUGGACAUUCAGGAAUUUUCUUGAAAUUUUAAAAAUACAGUUGUUACUUUUAAUGUUCAUAUAAAUAUAUUUUUUAUAUAUAAUAAAAUUAAACUCUCAUUCCAUGAGCUGCACCCUUAUAUUUUCACCCCAUUUAUUUUUCAUCAUUAUUAAUAUAAAGAGGAUGGAAUUCAAAUUUUUUUUCACUUCUCUAUAUUAAUUGUCAUAGCGGGGCCCUUCCUGACUGGUCAGUUUUCUAGUUUACGUAUAUAACUGACAGGCUUGAAUGCAGAAUCUGAACUAUAGGUUUCGGAUGCUGGAUGAGGUUAAGGUUUUUAGAACUGGUUAAAGUUUAUGGAGCAGGUGCCCUCUGAUGAUUAUAUCUUAGUUAUUACUGGUCCUUACUUCAUAAAACUUGCAUGGAGGAUGUAUCUUAUGAAACUGAUGCACCUGGCCGGCUUGAAUACUGAAUCUGAGCUAUAAGUUUCAGAUUUUGGAUGAAGUUUAAUUUUUGGAACAGGUCACAUUUUUUUAUAGAUAAAAACUUGCAUAGUCAAUUCAACUUUAAUAUAAAUGAAUCGCAGAGGUAGCUUUAGAGCAGAGCCUAGUCUCCUUUAUCAAGGAUGCUAAAAAAAUCUCCUGCUUCACUCAAAACUGCUUGAUAGAUGUGUUUUUUGUUAAAUGAUAUAAAUGAUAUAUCAUGAUUCCUAUGAUAUAGUAUUGUAUUAUUUUAUACACUACUGUUUUAUAUGAUACAACAUUAUAUCAUAAGAUUAAAUUGUAUCAUAAUAUUGUUAUGUAUAGUAUUGUUUAUUUUGAUUCAAUAUUGUAUAAUAUGAUAUGAUUAUAUUAUAUACUUUUUUAUUACAUGCUAU